ACACUUGUUUUCCGCUGAAUAGGUGCAGCCGUUUGCAUCAGUGAAAGGUGUAAUAGAGUCAUCUAGGGCGUGCUGAAAUGGAUUUUCAACACAGAGCUGGAGGUAAGACGGGCACGGGCGGAGUGGCAUCAUGGUCGGAGAGCAACAGGGACCGUCGCGAACGCCUCCGGCAACUCGCUCUCGAAACUAUCGAUCUGAACAAGGAUCCAUACUUCAUGAAAAAUCAUCUGGGUUCGUAUGAGUGCAAGCUCUGUUUGACUCUACACAACAAUGAGGGAAGUUACCUUGCACAUACACAAGGCAAAAAGCAUCAAGCCAACUUAGCACGGCGUGCUGCAAAAGAAGCAAAGGAAGCUCCCGCACAGCCCGCGCCAGAGAAGGCACGUGUGGACAUUCGUAAAUUUGUUAAGAUUGGUCGACCUGGCUACAAAGUCACUAAACAAAGGGAUCCAGAUUCUGGGCAACAAAGUCUCCUAUUUCAGAUUGAUUACCCAGAGGUAGUAGAUGGUGUUGUUCCAAAACAUAGAUUCAUGUCUGCAUACGAACAGAAGGUGGAACCACCUGACAGAAAAUGGCAAUAUUUGCUAUUUGCUGCGGAACCAUAUGAGACUAUUUCAUUCAAGGUCCCAAGCAGAGAGGUUGAUAAAUCAGAUAAGAAGAGAUUCUGGACUUUAUGGAAUAAAGACACAAAGCAGUUUUUCCUGCAGUUCAGCUUCAAGGCAGAUCAACGGCAGGAGCCAUAUCAGAGAGAUCUCCCGAGGCCCCCUCCUCCGGCUGCAAGUCAACCUCCACCUGCUCCUCAAGGCCCCCCACCCCCAGCCGGACCACCUCCAGCGGGACCACCCCCUGGUAUGCGCCCUCCUGCCCCCCAUGGCCCUCCUCCGCUGCAGAGCAAUCUACCUACGCAGGGUGGGCCACAUCCUCCUCCUGGACCACAUCCUCCUCCUGGACCACCUCCCCCUCGAGGCCCUCCUACUAGCAUGCCCCAUAUGCCUCCCCCACCACCUCCACCAAUGAUGAACUUUGGAGGUCCUCCCCCGCGUUAAUGUGCCGUUGUUAUGUGGUAGAAUCGUAAAUAUUGCUCGUUUUUGUGUCAUUAGUGAAAGUCAGCAUUCCAGGAAAUUGCUGUUUUUGAGUUUAAAUCACCUUUAUAACUGUCGCACAACCAGAUUAGAAAAUUGUAACACUGUAAUUCAAGUUAGUAUUUGCGAGCUUGAUUUAAGAAAUGUGGUAAUGUAUGCUAGACUUUGGUUGUUACAGUCAAAUAAAACUAUCAUGAGUUUCUUAUAUGAA
This is a messenger RNA of Priapulus caudatus, 1293 nucleotides long. RefSeq names its product splicing factor 3A subunit 2-like. The coding region runs from base 78 to 1046 and encodes 322 amino acids. Gene Ontology annotation, cellular component: U2 snRNP; catalytic step 2 spliceosome; nucleus. The record is from RefSeq and is a predicted model, not a curated record. The transcript is spliced from 8 exons. Gene Ontology annotation, biological process: spliceosomal complex assembly. NCBI's taxonomy places the organism in Eukaryota, Metazoa, Priapulida, Priapulimorpha, Priapulimorphida, Priapulidae. Gene Ontology annotation, molecular function: nucleic acid binding; zinc ion binding.